This is a messenger RNA of Phlebotomus argentipes, 1324 nucleotides long. RefSeq names its product transcription factor SOX-10 (gene Sox100B). NCBI's taxonomy places the organism in Eukaryota, Metazoa, Arthropoda, Insecta, Diptera, Psychodidae. Gene Ontology annotation, biological process: regulation of transcription by RNA polymerase II. The record is from RefSeq and is a predicted model, not a curated record. Bases 125 to 1324 code for a protein of 399 amino acids. Gene Ontology annotation, molecular function: DNA-binding transcription factor activity, RNA polymerase II-specific; RNA polymerase II cis-regulatory region sequence-specific DNA binding. The transcript has 4 exons. Gene Ontology annotation, cellular component: nucleus.
UGUGAAUGCGAGCAAUGAAGUGCAAGACGCCAAAAUCAAUGGUGCCAAAAUCUCCGCCACCACUUCGGCCGAUGGUGAGUCGCAGAAGGACAAAACGAAGGAGGAUUUAAUCGACGAAGCGGCAAUGAUGAUCCUCAAUGGGGAGGACUUUACACUCGAGCCAACUACCACCAAGGCGCGCACAGGACGAAAUAAGGACCACGUGAAGAGACCGAUGAAUGCCUUCAUGGUGUAUGCUCAAGUGGCUCGCAAAUGGAUCUCAAAGUCGAAUUCCAAUCUGCAGAACUCGGAAAUUAGCAAACGCCUCGGUGAACUGUGGAAAAGGACACCAGAAGAGGCCAAGCGUGUGUUUAUUGAACGUGCCGAAGAGUUGCGUCAGGCGCACAAGAAGGAGCAUCCCGACUACAAAUACCAGCCGCGACGGAAGAAGUCCAAAUCCCUCUCCACGUCCACACACUCCAGAUCCACCUCCACGUCGUCGCCCAGCCACAGCCGGAGCUCGCGGGGCGCCAAGAGCGCCCAGGCUCAAAUGCAUGACGAUCUCGUCAUGCCGCCGGCAAAGUAUCAGGCCUCGGCCAUGCAGGACUUCGCAUACCACCACAAUCCCUACAGCGGCAAGUCCACGGCCACGGGCAAGAACUCGCCCUGCUCGCCGGGCAGCUCCAACAACUCUCUGCACUCCGAGCCGCAUCCGCUGACGCCGCCGGCGACGCCUUCCACGCUCAUGAACGCCUACAGAACGGCAUCUCCAUCGGCAUCCUUGAAUCUUCACACGCGCAACAAUUCCCCGAAGGAGUCGCAAUAUUCGCAGCGAGCUCAUGAGGAGUCCUCCGGAUUCAUGUAUCGCAGCGAUCUGGCGAACAUGCGUGGUGACUUCUACGCUUCCUCAUCGCCGAGUCGCGACACUUUCCUGCACAAGUAUCCGGUGAAUCCGCAGCCGGAUCCCUACAGAGCCUACCAGGCGACGACUCCCAACUACCAGUCCGCCAUGCUGGGCAACGCCUAUCUGCCCGCCGCGCCGCCGGCGCCGCAAUUCCCGCAGCCGCUGGACACGGAUGUGGAUCCGAAGGAGCUGGAGCAGUAUCUGGAGCCGCCGGCGGCGCCCAAGAAGGUCCCGUACGCCUUCAAAGGCGACGAGCCGAACCUCCUGGAGCUGCAGCCGACGCCAGCGCCCGCCGGCCUGGGCGACGUGGCGUCCUGCCACUCCUCCGGCGCCUUCAAUCCCAUGCUGGCGCUCCCCGAGUCGCCCGCCAACAUGUAUUACUUCGAAGUGCCGUAUCAGUAUCCGCACGCCUGGGAGAGCUACUCCAGCCCGCAAUCCUAG